Molecule: messenger RNA, 786 nt
Organism: Scheffersomyces stipitis CBS 6054
Lineage: Eukaryota; Fungi; Ascomycota; Pichiomycetes; Serinales; Debaryomycetaceae
Product: tRNA (guanine(9)-N(1))-methyltransferase
Exons: 1
Biological process (GO): tRNA N1-guanine methylation
Cellular component (GO): nucleus
Molecular function (GO): tRNA binding
Source: RefSeq, a predicted model, not a curated record
AAGAGGGCCAGAGUCGAAUUACCUGAAGGAAUGUCUAGAAAUCAAUAUAAGAAGCUCCAGCGUCAGAAAAAAUGGGACGAGACAAAAUCUGAAUAUCGUAAGAUAAAGAAGGAAAAGAAGAAGGCAGCUGCCAAAAGAAGAAAGGAACAAGGAAUUGUGGAUGAAGAAACAAACUACCAUAUGGCUAGAAGGCCCAAAACUUUGCCUAAGAAUCAGAUUGCUACCAAUGUCCAUGUGAUAAUGGAUUGCGAAUUUGAUGAACUUAUGAACCAGAAAGAGAUAGUUUCACUUUCAAACCAGAUCGCACGCUCGUAUUCGGCUAAGAGACACUGUGAGUAUGAAGUGAGUUUGAAGAUUUCCUCCUUUAACAAAACCUUAAAGCAGAGAUUUGACAAGCUGGUGUCGCAAUACAAAUUAUGGAAGAAUAUCGAGUUUGAAGAAAACGACAAAUUGGCUGAUAUCUUGCCUAUUGAUUCGCCGGAAGAGUUAAGUAAGUAUGUUUACUUAACGGCAGACACAGACGAAGUGAUCAACGAUUUGGAGCCUGAUCACACAUACAUCAUUGGAGGAAUAGUAGACAAAAACAGACACAAGUUAUUGUGUGUGAACAAAGCCAAGGAACUUGGGUUGAGAGUUGGGAAGUUGCCAAUUGACAAAUACAUCGAGAUGAAUGGUCGUCAAGUGUUGGCUACGUCGCAUGUCUACGAAUUAUGUUGCAAGUGGUUUGAAACCGGUAAAGACUGGGGGAAAGCGUUUAAUGAAGUUCUUCCACCUAGAAAGGUCAAG